This is a messenger RNA of Linum tenue, 2844 nucleotides long. The record is from the annotation of a GenBank genome assembly. Lineage: Eukaryota; Viridiplantae; Streptophyta; Magnoliopsida; Malpighiales; Linaceae.
CCUGCAUUUUCCCGCAAUUCUCAUUUUGAUCCAACUGUUAAAAACGUUCCAAAAUCCGUUGUCUUGGUACUGGUAAUGCUUUACGCCACCGCGGCUCCGCCGCUCUGCUGCAGAGCAUGCAGCCAUGCCACGUACCUCCUCCCCGCCGCCUUUCUCUCCCUCUCUUCCAAUUUUCACAUCCCUCUGAAACAGACAAUGGAUCAUCUCCUCCUCUUCAACAUUCCACCAUUUUCUUCCAUCGUCGUCGUCAGGAGGAAUCAUGAGGCCGGAGAGUUUGAUAGCCUCGGCGGCGAUCAAUUUCGGAGUCGCCUUCAUCAUCCUCUUCCUCUUCUCCAUCCUCAAGAAGCAGCCUUCCAAUGCCCUCAUCUACUACGCCCGCCCUCUCUCCGCCUCUGGUACCGGCCGCUCCGCUGCCCCUUCUUUCCCGCCCCUUUCCCUCGCUCGAUUUCUCCCCUCCGUCGCCUGGAUCCCUAAGGCUUUCCACCUCUCCGAGGACCAGAUACUCCAGAUCCACGGUCUCGACGUCCUCGUUCUCUUCCGUGUCUUCAGAUUCGGCAUCAAUUUCUUCGGGGUUUCCUCCCUCCUCGGGCUGGCCGUGCUCGUUCCAGUGAAUUACGGCGGCGGCGAGGAUGAGGCAUCCAAAAUCCGGCAUUCCAUGGACCCUUUCUCCAUCUCCAAUGUCCCUACUGGUUCCAAUAGGCUAUGGGUGCAUUUCACUUGCUUGUGCUUCAUUUCCCUCUAUGGAUUAUUCCUACUCUAUAAGUUUUAUGAUCAAGGAAGGAGAUAGUGAUUAGAUGGUUGGGCAGAUGCCAUAGAAAUAGUAAUGUUGCUUCUUCUCCUUGGCUGCAAUUCAGAAAAAGUGGGUGACUUGCUUCCUGCAUCAUUUGAUCUUCAGGAGUACGGUGCGAUCUUGAAUAAAAGGGUGCACCAGCUUCGAAUCUUGAGACCUCGACCAGAUCACUUCACUGUUCUUGUGAGGCGAGUUCCUAAUUGCACCGAACACGGGGCUUAUGGCUGUGCUGUUGAUCACUUCUUCUCCAAGUAUUAUCCUCACAGCUACCAUUCCUGCCAAAUGCUUUAUGAUGCAAAGGAAAUCGGUAAUCUGCAGAAGCAAGCAAAUGACUUAGUAACUAGGAUAGAGAAAUUGAGAAACAAGUCGACAAUCGGUAAAACUGGGAAAGAUAGCUUGCUUUUGGACGUCUCACAAGAACAUGAGACUUUAACGCAGCACAAUGAAAAGCUUCAAAAACUACUCCACAAGAUUCGUAAAUUAAAAACUAAAGAUGCGCUGAGUGGUAAGGAGUUACCCACCGGCUUUGCGACAUUCAAGUAUCGCAGGAGUGCUGCAUUGGCUGCCCAGUCUCAGCAGCACUCACAUCCAUUACUAUGGAUCACUGAGAAGGCUCCUGAACCAAGGAACGUUUCAUGGAGAAGUCUGGCCAUUCCACUCCGGAUGUUACCGCUUAUCAAAAUUGCAGUGGUUAUUUUGGCAACACUGCUCACCCUUUUCUUUGCAGUCAUAGUCACAGGUGUUCAAGGAAUAGCCAAAUUCGAAAAGUUGGAGAAAUGGUUUCCUCCUGCCAUGGCUGUCGGACUGAUCCCAGGAUUAAGCUCCGUUUUGACGGGAUAUCUCCCUAGUGCUGUUCUCAAAGGAUGUGAAUACCUUGUCCCAUUCGCAAUGCUUGCCAUGGCUAAAAUGGGUGGAUCUGUCUCAAAGAGCAAGGAGGAGAUAAAAGCUUGCAACAUGGUCUUCUAUUUUCUAGUGGGGAAUGUGUUCUUCUUGAGCUUAAUAUCAGGGUCCUUGCUUGAUGAGAUUGGAGAGUCAUUCACUCAUCCUAGCAAUUUCCCUAGUCACCUUGCAAGUGCUGUUUCUGCCCAGGCGGAUUUUUUUGUGACAUACAUCUUAACCGACGGGCUGUCUGGAUUUUCAUUCGAGAUUCUUCAGCCUGCAUUGCUGACAUGGGAUGCAAUAGUUUUGCACACAUGUGGCAGAGGGGAGGGGCAGGAUCCCUAUCUCUUUUCGAUACCUUAUUUCAGAGUCAUCCCUUCAGUCUCCCUUUCCAUAUUGAUUGGUAUGGUUUAUGCUGUCAUCGCUCCGCUGCUGCUUCCGUUCCUUGUGGGCUACUUCUGUCUUGGCUAUAUUGUGUACAUGAAUCAGAUUGAAGAUGUGUACGAGACUACCUACGAGACAUGUGGGCAGUUCUGGCCAUACAUUCAUCACUACAUAGUGGUUGGGAUCAGUUUGAUGCAAGUUACUAUGAUUGGUCUCUUUGGUCUGAAAUCCAAACCUGCAGCUUCAAUAGCCACAGUUCCGCUCUUGGUGCUUACUUUAGUGUUCAAUGAGUACUGCAAGAUACGUUUUCUUCCCAGCUUUCGAAAUAAUCCUAUCCAGGAAGCGGCUGAACUUGAUGAGGAAGACCAAAAGAAUGGAGAGAUCGAAAUCAACUGCCAGAAUGCCAGCACCGCCUACGUGCAACCAAGUUUACGGAGAGUGAACCUCAUGAAACCAAAAGCGAAUUUAACAGAGCCGUUAAUUGCCUCCGUGUGAUGAUAUCUACUGAAUUACAGUCUCUGCAAUUCUCAAAAGUAUAGUUCAUGUAUUACAUACCCCUUCUUUACACAACCGAGCUAUUGUAUGUAGAUUUUAGUGAUGUUUAUGGAGUGCAUACAAAAAUGUAUGCGGCAGCUUUUCUUUGUACCAUUUUCCGCAUUGCUCUUAAGGUUCAGUUGAACAUGAAGGUGAAGAAGAUUAUCUCCCUGAUAGAAGGUUAGUAACAAACAAUAUUACAAUUUACCAAGUAUGAAAAGAGGUGAUACUUGCGACCUUGUAUGUCAAUAUCGAUG